AUGCCUCCGACGUUGUCCAAUCCCGUGCCCUCGACGAGCCUGCUACGAUUCCUGCGAUCGCAAACGGAGACGCCGUCGUUCUUCAACCCGGGCCGGUGCGCCCUUCGGUCCGGCCAACCCCGGCCUGCUGCCCAGCAUCACCAGUGCUUUGCGAGGAGGACCGCGAGGCUUGGGACGAGAACCGUUUCCACCUCGACGACUUGCAAGAGACCGGACCUCCUGCGAAACUCGCCCCUCAGUUCCGAGCCCGCCACCGCCCGGGUCAGCCGCAGACGCAGCGGCGCAGCCGUCGCACUCUUCAGCUCGACGUGCAUUAAGCGAGAUGCCUGCAACGACGACUCGUCUACGCCGCGCAAAUCAUGGAAGGAAAGGCUUUGGGGGAUGAGGGUCAGGGGAGGGACCAAGCCACUGCAGCCCAACGACCUCCCUGUGCACGAUGAUGGCGAGGCUGGUUCCAUGUUCAACAGCCGGCGCAUACUCACCGCCAAGGCCGCGCUGGAGCCGCGCCUGCGAUGUACCGAGGUGGACGAGCACGGAGAGGUGAUCCUGGUGGACGGAGAAUUCAAGAAGACGGAGCUCAUCGCAAAGUACGGCCUGCUACCCCGUGAUCUGCGAAAGAUCGACUCUUCCAACCUCCCUCACAUCCUGGUCCGACAGUCGGCGAUUCUGCUCAACCUGCUGCACUUGAAAGUCCUGAUCAAGAAGGACCGCGUGCUGCUCUUCGACGUCUACGGCUCCAAGACGUCCUACCCGCAGUCCGCCUUCAUGUACGACCUGCAGGGCAAGCUGAAGCAGAAGAACGUGCCGGGCGGCGUCAGCGGCCUGCCCUACGAGUUCCGCGCCCUCGAAGCCGUGCUGACAUCCGUCACGUCCGAGCUCGAGGCCGACUUCGAGUCGGUCAGGGACCCCGUCAUCCGCGUGCUGAGCGAGCUCGAGGACGACAUCGACAGGCACAAGCUGCGUAUCCUCCUCAUCCUGUCCAAGCGUGUGAGCACAUUUGAGCAGAAGGCCAAGCUCGUGCGGGAUGCCAUCGAAGAGCUGCUCGAGGCGGACGACGAUCUCGCGGCCAUGUAUCUCACCGAGAAGGCGCAUGACCUCUACCGCGGCGUCGAUGACCACACCGAGGUCGAGCUGCUGCUGGAGUCGUACAACAAGCUGUGCGACGAAAUCGUCCAGGAGGCCCAGAACUUGGUGUCCAGCAUCCGCAACACCGAGGAGAUCAUCCGCGCCAUCCUCGACGCGAACCGCAACUCUCUCAUGCUUCUCGACCUCAAGUUCAGCGUCGGCACCCUCGGCCUGGCCAUGGGCACCUUCCUCGCCGGCCUCUACGGCAUGAACCUCGAGAACUUCAUCGAGGAGACCCACUGGGGCUUCGCCGGCGUCACCGCCAUGUCCGUCGGCUUCUCCCUCCUCGUCUGCUGGUACGGCCUCGUCAAGCUGCGCAAGGUCCAGCGCGUCAAGAUGAUGUUCGACGAGCGCGGGCCCCUGACCACCCGCAACACGACCGGCGGCAUCGCCAACCGCGGCGGUAGCCAGCACUGGUUCCAGGACGACGGCGCCUCCGGCAUGCUCGAGGCCCGGAACCGCGAGAAGUUCAGGCGCGUCACGAACCAGAAGGCCGCCGCCGCGGCCGCCGCCAGCUCCAAGUCUUCGGGCAAGAAGUGGUUCUGA
Messenger RNA from Colletotrichum karsti, 1671 nucleotides. Its product is annotated as inner membrane magnesium transporter mrs2. Lineage: Eukaryota; Fungi; Ascomycota; Sordariomycetes; Glomerellales; Glomerellaceae. The coding region runs from base 1 to 1671 and encodes 556 amino acids. Gene Ontology annotation, molecular function: magnesium ion transmembrane transporter activity. Gene Ontology annotation, cellular component: mitochondrial inner membrane. The transcript is spliced from 3 exons. The record is from RefSeq and is a predicted model, not a curated record. Gene Ontology annotation, biological process: mitochondrial magnesium ion transmembrane transport.